This is a messenger RNA of Brassica rapa (field mustard), 1838 nucleotides long. RefSeq names its product probable aminotransferase TAT1. Gene Ontology annotation, molecular function: pyridoxal phosphate binding; L-tyrosine:2-oxoglutarate transaminase activity. The record is from RefSeq and is a predicted model, not a curated record. Gene Ontology annotation, biological process: L-tyrosine catabolic process; biosynthetic process. Gene Ontology annotation, cellular component: cytosol. Lineage: Eukaryota; Viridiplantae; Streptophyta; Magnoliopsida; Brassicales; Brassicaceae.
CGUAGUAAUGAAAUUCAAUUGUAAAUCUGGAAUUUUAUUUUGGGGAAAUAGAGCAUUAGCAAAACAUCAAACAACGAAAAAGUUACGUCAACAUAUUUUUGUAUUAUAUUUUUUCUGUUACGCACACCGAUAAUACUAUAUCGUAUAUAGUAUCAACCUUCCAUCCAAAGUCUAGAAUUCAAAGGUGUAGAAAGUCUGCGAUUGACUAAAACAAUUUGAUCCAAAGACUUUUGAUUGUUUUCUUUCCACUAUAAAUACUUCUUUUGUUAGCCUCUUCAUAUAAACAUUCACCUUUCAAACUCUACAAGACUUCCAAGAGAAUCAAUAUAAUUAACAAAAUGAGCCACCACAGCCACCUCUUACUUUCUACCCCUCAAACCGAGAAAGAAGCAGAGACGCAGAAUGAGUCAGAGAACAGCGUUUGGCGUUUCAAAGGCAGCGACACCGCAGCUAAAGCCUCCAGCGUCACAAUGAGAGUUAUCGUCUACAAGCUCUUUGAUCUUUGCACUCCAGACAUCAGAAAGCCUCUUUUACCACUUGCACACGGUGACCCUUCUGUCUACCCUUGUUACCGCACCUCCAUCCACGUCGAGAACGCCGUCGCCGAUGUUCUCCGCUCCGGCAAGGGUAACUCUUACGGUCCCGCCGCCGGAAUCCUCCCUGCUAGACAGGCGGUAGCUGAUUUCGUGAACCGGGACUUAACGAACAAGGUAACGCCUAACGAUGUAUAUAUGACCGUGGGAUGCAACCAAGGGAUAGAAGUGCUGAUGCAGGCGCUGGCUGCACCAAAUGCCAACAUCUUUCUCCCACGGCCUAGUUACCCUCACUACGAGGCUCGUUGUGUCUACAGUGGACUCGAGGUCCGCAAGUACGAUCUCCUUCCCGAGAAUGAAUGGGAGAUUGAUAUCCAAGGCAUCGAAGCCAUGGCAGAUGAGAACACUGUCGCAAUGGUUAUCAUAAACCCUAACAAUCCCUGUGGAAAUGUUUAUUCUUACGAUCAUCUCAAGAAGGUUGCGGAGAUGGCUAGGAAGCUGGGGAUAAUGGUGAUCACUGACGAAGUUUAUAGCCAGACAAUCUUUGGAGACAAUCCUUUUGUUCCAAUGGGGGAGUUUGGUUCGAUAGCUCCGGUUAUCACUUUGGGUGGUAUAUCGAAAGGAUGGAUUGUUCCUGGUUGGAGAAUCGGUUGGAUCGCUUUGAAUGAUCCUAAAGGCAUCUUCAAGUCCACAGGGGUGGCUCAAUCUAUCCAACAGAAUCUUGACAUAACUCCAGACGCUAACACUUUGGUUCAGAAUGCGCUUCCUCAGAUCCUGGAGAAGUCUAAUAAAGAGAUGUUUGCGAAAAAGAAUUCAAUACUAAAACAAAACCUAGACUUGGUCUGUGAUAAGCUCAUGGACAUUCCUUGCGUGGUCUGCACGAAGAAACCUGAGUCAUGCACUUACUUAUUGACAAAGCUGGAGCUUCAGUUGAUGGAAGACAUAGAGGAUGAUAUGGAUUUCUGUAUGAAGCUAGCCGCAGAAGAAAACCUCGUUUUGCUACCAGGAGUGGCUUUGGGACUGAAGAAUUGGGCAAGGAUAACGAUCGGAGUAGAAGGCCGGAUGCUUGAGGAUGCACUUGAGAGACUCAAAGGCUUCUGCCAACGCCAUCUGAAGAAAACAGAAGUUUCUCUUCAAUCUCUGAAGCUCAGUGACAAUGGAGAAAUCUAAACACAACUCUUCUAUACAAAAGACAAUACACAACCCAUAUAAUAAAGAUGAAAUAACAAACCCACUAGGGUAUUAUUGCAUUUUCAGUUACAAAACUCUGUUUUUAUAUUAAAAAAAUCUGAUUCAUUUGUUUUA